UCACCAGAAGUUAUGAGUUUUGCUGUCAAUACCGGUUCUGGCAAGGGUCGUGGUCGCUUUGAUAAACCAGACAAAUCUCAUCUCUCUUGUACUCACUGCAAGAAAUCUGGCCAUGACGUAUCUCAAUGCUUCGAAAUACAUGGCUAUCCAGAUUGGUAUGAGAAUCGUGGCAACAACGCGCGUGGAGGACGCAGUGGACGGGGUAGAGGUGUUCCCCGUGCCAAUGCCACUUUAACCAAAAAGCCCACUGACAGCUGUGGAGUUCCCUCAUCUCAUUUAUUCUCACCGGACCAAUGGAAGGCAUUAACAGGGCUAAUUAGUGGUACAAAGGUUUCUGAUGAUCAAUUGACUGGACCAAUCGAGGGAGCUGAUUGGAACGGGUGUUAGACGGGAUGGACUUUACUACUUCAAGGGAACCGAAUCAGUGCAACAUCUUACAGUAAAUGGUGUGACCACUUCAAUCAAUCUUUGGCAUCAACGA
Molecule: messenger RNA, 481 nt
Organism: Ipomoea nil (Japanese morning glory)
Lineage: Eukaryota; Viridiplantae; Streptophyta; Magnoliopsida; Solanales; Convolvulaceae
Exons: 2
Coding region: 13-387 (124 amino acids)
Source: RefSeq, a predicted model, not a curated record